AGUGCCCGAACAAAAAAUCCCAAUACAUUCGAAUUGCUAUGAAAACUUAUUGGUUCAUUUCAACAUUUCUGGUUAUUUUCUUUCUGGAUAAACUCAUUUGUGCACCAGAUGGUUUUAAAUCAAGUUUUGUAGAAGAUUGUUCCAUUGAAACUUGUAAAGCAUGGGAACCACGUUAUUUGUAUAAUUUCGGAGAAGCAAUUAUUGAAUAUACAUCAUCUUGCAAAGAAUCAAGAAUUUAUUGCAUUCCGAAUCCUUAUUUAAACUGUGAAACUGUUCAAGUUGUUGGAAAACAGAAUGAAAAUAACCGUACCGGUAAAAUAGACUCUGAUAGCAAUCACAAUGCCACUGCUAUUUUCAAAUGUAACAAGAAUCAUUGGAAAAUCGGUGAACAAAUCAUUGAAGAGAUUGGAUGUAAUUUCCAUUGUACUGAGAAUGUGAAAUCUCGUAAAAUUGAAGAAUCUCAGUUGUCAAAAAAUACCAAAAUAGACUUCCGUACUCAACCAAACAUCACCCUGAACAUUCGGGAAUUGGGAUCUGAAGUCGAAAAUCGUACGAAAACUCCAAAUAAUCAAUUCCAACUGAACCAAAAUGUCGCUCAAAAAGCAAGUCAUUAUUGCAAUGUUGGAAAACCGAAAUAGAUUAAUUCUCACGAUAUUUGUGAAUAAUAAUGAAUUUUCUAACUGUAAA
Caenorhabditis elegans is the source of this 687-nucleotide messenger RNA. RefSeq lists its product as uncharacterized. The record is from RefSeq and is marked reviewed. The transcript has 4 exons. NCBI's taxonomy places the organism in Eukaryota, Metazoa, Nematoda, Chromadorea, Rhabditida, Rhabditidae. The coding region runs from base 39 to 638 and encodes 199 amino acids.